Molecule: messenger RNA, 2241 nt
Organism: Rhodotorula toruloides NP11
Lineage: Eukaryota; Fungi; Basidiomycota; Microbotryomycetes; Sporidiobolales; Sporidiobolaceae
Exons: 6
Coding region: 1-2241 (746 amino acids)
Source: RefSeq, a predicted model, not a curated record
AUGCCCAAGCCGUCUUCCGCAGACCUCCUGGCCUACCAGCUCGAGCAAGCAGCAACCUCGAAGAGCGGCCUAUCUACCUCGCCGCUCUCCUCCCCUCCGCUCGCUUCACAUCCCGCCUCGCCUUUCGAAGAUCCAUACCCCAGCUCAACUCGCGCCAAUGGGCUGGUCGGGGCAGCACCGAGCGAUGAGUGGACCCCUUCUGCCGAAAUCGUCGGGCGCGGAACGGCCCGGAGAUCGGGCGAAAGCGAGGAGGAAGAGACGGACGACGAGUUCGAGGACGAAUUGAACGACUUUGGCUACGGAGCGCCCAAGCGCAGGAAGGAGAAGAAGGAGACGCUUAUGGACAUCCUCAACUCGGAGCCGCCCGCCUGGAUGGUGCAGACGCCUCCUACCGCCAUAACGCCCGAGGAGACACCCUCGCUCGGCUCGAAGCGCAGUGGCACCUUUUCCUCUCGACUCCGCCAGCGUUUUGGUUCGACUUCGCCGCAGACGGUCGACGCCGCCACGACGAGCGGACCCGACACCCACGCCGGUCUCACGACGUUGCGCACGAGUCGCUCGGCGGGUAACCUCCUCAGCAGCUUGCGAGGAAAGCUCUCGUCCUCGACGGGCCGGUCGCGCGAAGACUUGUUGUCCUCUUCGCCCCUGCCUCCGACACCCCACGAGCUCCCUUACUCCACUUUCAUGACUCACCGCACCACAAGCGGCGACUCCUUCGCCCCCUUCGACCCCCAGUCCGUCGCGCCCAAACCUGUUCCGCCAACUCCGAAGAAACUGCACGCCAAAGGCGCUUCGGCCGCCCCUCCCUCGACUCGCGACCUCGCCUCCUUCCUCCGCGACAGCGGACCGACGCUCCAAUGCCGAAGCAUCCCUCCCCCUGCGCAUCCGCCUCGCUCGCACUCGCGUACCGCUUCGUCCGACGCGAGCGAGCGUCUCUCGAGGUCGCAGAACGGAAGCUUCGAUGCGACCCGCGGGAGUGGAGGGACGUCGGUUGUCAAAGCUGCGAUUGUCAAGCUCGGCGCGAGCGGGAGGCGGAUGAGCCUCGUCGCCCUCUCGCCCUUCGACAAGCACAUCAACUCCUCGCCGAGCUCUGAAGCGCUCCUCGAGCGCAGUGCGUCGCCGCAACACGGUCGCACCGUCAGCGAAGCGAGCGCGGCGUAUCUUGGCGUGCGCGAGUUUGUCGAGCUUGACGAGAAAGAGCAUGCGGAUAGGUUGCCUGUCGAGACGAGGGCGGGCAAGAUUGCGAGCCGUCUCGAGCUGGUGGCCGGAGGGACGGGCGCGAGGUUGACGAGGAGCUCGUCGCAGAGACUCGCCUCGCCUCAGCGCAUCCCUCGCAAACCCGUCCCCGCGAGCAUACCUCCGCUCGAGGAGCUCCUCACCAGCCCUCGUUCCUCAUCCAGGUCGCACAUCAAGCAAUCGACGCUCGACGCCCUCCAGCGUCUUCAGGACCGCGGCGAUACGGGACCGCUCGCGGUCGGCGAGAGUCCGAUCAAAGGUCUCGAGGGCGCAGAGAUGGACAGGAUGAGGGCGUUCUCUGCGCCGCCGGCGUCGCCGCGGUACGAUCAGUCGACUGGUCUCGCGCCUUUGACGCCUCUGUCGCCGAGUCCGACACUCUACGCGACACCGCCUGUCACGCCUAUUCCGGCAGACUUCGUCCCUCCUCCUCGCACUCCCUCCGCGCCGGCUGCACUCUCGCAGGCUCCCGCCAUCCCAUCAAAGAGUCAGAAGCGUCUCUCAGUCCAAGCGCUCGGCCAGUCCGCUCUCCCGACGCCCUCAAGCGCCUUCUCGAUGUUGCCGUAUAUCAACGGGACGCCCAUCAGUCCGCUCAGGGAGGAGAAGUCGUCGGGCGACUCGGUUCUUGAUCCGCCUCUUUCGGCUGCGCUGGCGACGCCGACUUACGCGGCCAGCCCUCACAACGGUGCAAGCGGUUUUGCCUACGGUGACGGCCAUGAGAACCCGGUCGUCGCCGCGCUUCUCGCCUUGCGCCAGUGCAUGGCCACGACCGCUUCUCUGCCCGUCGACCUGGCCACGCUCGACGCAUGCGACGACACUCGCCCGCUCGACGUCGUCCUGCCGACGCUCAAGGGCAUGCGGGACCAAAUGAGGCUUGCGGCGGACUUGGUGGACGCGGUGGUCGAGGCUUGCGAGGCGAAGCAGGCGGGAGGACCUGGCUCGCAGGGUGAAGACGUCGGGCGUCUCGUCGGGGCUUUGUCGGGCGAGGAUCAUGCGUCGACCGAGUAG